Messenger RNA from Mus musculus (house mouse), 8561 nucleotides. It is a transcript of the gene Slc52a2, whose product is annotated as solute carrier protein 52, member 2. Gene Ontology annotation, molecular function: riboflavin transmembrane transporter activity. The record is from RefSeq and is marked validated. Lineage: Eukaryota; Metazoa; Chordata; Mammalia; Rodentia; Muridae. The coding region runs from base 457 to 1809 and encodes 450 amino acids. Gene Ontology annotation, cellular component: plasma membrane. Gene Ontology annotation, biological process: riboflavin transport; urate transport. The transcript is spliced from 5 exons.
GCAGUCUAGCGCAUUAGCCGGCGUCUUACUACAACCCUUUGGCUGGGGUUUGGCUGCCUUCCGGGCUAAGUGGCGUGCUCCCGGGGCUGGGCGGGCUGCUCCGGCCCCACGCCCCUGAUGCACCGCACUCAGCCGAGGAGCCCAGAAUCGAAUCAAGUCAGCCAGCCACACCUCUUGCCGAUCCACGCCGGCUGCCUGAAGUUAGCUGUCAUCCAGUCUGGUUUAGCCGCGCCAAGACUUGGUCCUCCGCAAGCAUCAAGGACUGGCUCUUUCGCUCAUCUUCCUCCCCGGAACCAUGCUUUAAGCCAGCUUCUCGCUCCCCCGCUUGCCAGUCUUGUACAGAAGGGUCCCGGUGCAGGCUCCAUGAAUAGUUAGAGAAGCUUUGGAUCUACGUGGGAAAAGGGCGGACUGUUACCUUCGCUUUGUCCUGGAGGGCCCGCUUUGACCUUUGACCUAAUGGCAGCACCUCCGCUGGGCCGACUGGUGCUGACCCAUCUGCUGGUGGCCCUUUUCGGCAUGGGCUCCUGGGCUGCUGUCAACGGGAUCUGGGUAGAGCUGCCGGUAGUGGUGAAAGAGCUCCCGGAGGGUUGGAGCCUCCCUUCCUACCUCUCUGUGCUUGUGGCGCUGGGAAACCUGGGUCUGCUGCUGGUGACUCUGUGGAGGCGUCUGGCUCGCGGCAAGGGCGAGCAAGUCCCCAUCCGAGUGGUUCAGGGGCUAGGCAUAGUGGGCACAGGCCUACUGGCCUCUCUGUGGAACCACGUGGCCCCAGUGGCAGGAAAGCCGUACUCAGUGGCCUUCCUAACGCUGGCGUUUGUGCUGGCAUUGGCCUGCUGUGCUUCUAAUGUCACUUUCCUGCCCUUCUUGAGCCACCUCCCACCCCCCUUUUUACGGUCUUUCUUCCUGGGUCAGGGCCUGAGUGCCCUCCUGCCCUGUGUGCUAGCCCUGGGUCAAGGGGUGGGCCGCCUUGAGUGCCUGCAUGUGCCUGCCAACAGGACCACUGGGCCUCCGAUCGAGGUGUCUCCCAUUAAUUUCCCUGAACGGUUUUCUGCCACCACGUUCUUCUGGGUGUUGACUGCCCUUCUGGGCACUUCAGCAGCUGCCUUCCAAGGCCUCCUGUUACUACUGCCAUCCCCGACAUCUGAACCCACAACAGGUACAGGGCUUCGGGUAGAAACACCAGGAACAGAGGAGGAAGAGGAAGAGGAAGAGGCCUCACCUUUGCAGGAGCCACCAGGCCAGGUGGCAGGCAUUGUUUCCAGCCCAGACCCUAAGGCCCAUCAGCUGUUCUCUUCCCGAAGUGCCUGUCUACUGGGCCUGCUGGCCAUCACCAAUGCUCUGACCAAUGGCGUGCUGCCCGCUGUACAGAGCUUUUCCUGCCUGCCCUAUGGGCGCCUGGCCUACCACUUGGCUGUCGUACUGGGUAGCUGUGCCAACCCCCUUGCCUGCUUUCUGGCCAUGGCAGUGCUGUGCAGGUCUCUGGCAGGGCUGUGUGGUCUGUCUCUGCUGGGCAUGCUCUUGGGCUCCUACCUGAUGACACUGGCAGCCUUAAGUCCCUGUCCUCCUCUGGUGGGCACCUCUGCAGGUGUGGUCCUCGUGGUACUCUCAUGGGUCCUGUGCGCAGGCACGUUCUCGUAUAUCAAGGUGGCGAUCAGUUCCAUGUUACACAGCGGAGGCCGGCCAGCACUGCUCGCUGCUGGCGUGGCUAUUCAGGUGGGCUCUCUGCUGGGUGCGGUCGCCAUGUUCCCUCCUACCAGCAUCUACCGAGUAUUUCGCAGCGGAAAGGACUGUGUGGACCAGUGUGGCCUCUGAACCCAGACGUGUAGGAGUUACUUCACACUUGUCUCCACCUGGAGGGUAGGAGGGAUGGUCACAGUGCCUGGGUCCUGUGGCCCAAGGUGGCCACCCUACACACAGAUAAUAUGGAUAUUUCACACUCCACAAGAGACCUGGCUUUGGAGAAAAGACCAGUGUGAGGACCAAAGAGCAGGCCCAGACCCAGGGAUAGAUUGGAGCUGCGCGGCCUUCACCCCUGGGACCUCUGUGGGAUUUGCACAAUAAAACAUCUUCAUCCAAUGGGUUGUUAAUCCCAUGAGCACAGCUCUAUGCCAGGCCUCCUUCCCUCCGUAGGCAGCCCCUCUCCCCCAGGAUCCUGGUUAUAGCUUCCUCCACUCGCCUAGUGGCUCUUGCAGGGCCUUGGGUGACCUCAGGACUCCUACAUGAUUGCUUUGCUUUUCUGGGACUACUUCGGUAGCUGAAGGCCAACUCCCAGGGCCCAUGUGGGGCUGAAGCAGGAUAAUGCCUUCGAUUGGCUGGACAAGCAGCAGGGUCACUCACUGCUCCACACCGCGUCUUCAGGGUGUGAGGGUCUGGCAUGGUUGGGAAGUCAACCAACAAGGAAACUUGGGGGGGUGGUGGGGGCUGAUUACACACAAGACCCUUCUGCCAAGAUCGUCACCUUCAGAGUUUGGUGCAAGGUCCAGGUACAAAUUUUGCUUUACUUUUUUUGUAAUUUUAUAUGCAUGGGUAUUUUGCUUGAGGAGGUCAAAAUUGAAUAUCCAAUCCACUGGAACUGGAGUUACCGACUGCUAUGAGGUGCCAUGAGAGUGCUGGAAAUUGAACCCAGGUCCUCUGGAAGAACAGUAAGUGCUUUUAACCACUGAGCCUUCUCUCCAGCCCCCAGGGCCGUUUUUUUGUUUUUUGGGGGUUUUUUUGUUUUUUUUUUUCUUUUAAAGUUCUGACCCUCUUGGGACCUUUGAACUUGACAGCAUUGCUUAUCAGACCUCCAGCGAAUAAAGUUUCCAGCUUCUAUAGUCAAAGCCACAAUGUGUCCCUUUAGGUAGACACAUAGCUAGCUGUCUUCCACUCAAACUCCUGGGCCUUUGCCCUGUGGCAUCUGUAGGGUUGUUUCUGGGCUGAGUGGAUCUAAAGCUCUCACACAAAGGACUGGAGCCUCAGGUAGAACUGGGAAGAUCCUUUGAAGCUAUGAGGGUCUGAAGGCCAUGCCAGGGUGAGAGCCUGGGUUUCUGCCUUCUCUCUGUCUUAGGGCAGACUAGAGAGAGAAACCUGUGAGGGACACACAACACCAAGUGUGUACCAGGGUGACUUUGAACUCACAGGAGUUGCGUGGGAGAAGGGGAUUUCCACCCGGUUCUUUCAGAUGAUCUUUCUGAACGUUAACACUUCUGUCCUCGAAUUGGCCGCCUGGCUUUGUUUUCCUCCUGGCCUCCAGACCUAGUCAGGAUCACCUGAGCAGGGGGGAGCUCCCUGGUCUCUUAGGAGUUUCCGAAGCUCAGGUAUUGGCUAGGAGGAGCGGGAGUGAUAGGGCAAGGUAGGCAGGCACUGAUGGGCCGGCAGAGGUAAGGGCGGUAUGCAGGAGUAAAGCAAGGGAGACCAGUAUUAAGGUUCAACUCUGCAGGACUCUCCUUCCACUGACCCUUUUCCCCUUUGUACUCUGCCCUUGUCCCUGCUUAGCACCCUUGCCUGGGGCCCCUCCCUCCUUGGCUGCCUGAGGCUAGAGACUGGGAGAGCCACCUCCUGGCUCCCUUUCUUGGCUUCCUCGGGUCAGUGAUCCGACCAUAGCCUCUGCCUUAUGCUCACAUGUGGAUUUGUGCAAGGUGUGCUACGUCCAAGGGCCACGGGGCAGCAUAGCCCUUCAGAUCCGUAGGGUCUCCUGAAGAGAAGGGAACGGGUCCCCCAGAUCCUGGCCAGCCUGUGCUAGAAGUGGGUGAUUUGAGGAAGCUAUUACUCUUUGAAGUUCUAGUGCCUUCCUGUCCUGCCACAGAAAACCGGGGCAAGGGUCAAAAUAACACAGGGUGUAAAACAACAGAUCCAGGAUGAAGGUAAGGCUGUUUACCAAGUCCACAGGUUUUCAUGACAGUCAGGAGAGCCCACCAUCCAGGUGCCUGAGUCCUGGUCUGGGGGAGCGUGUUGGAAGAUACCCCACAAGAAGACAGCCGCUGAAGCAGGAUGUCUUGUCCCAGAAGGCAGUCCCUUGAGUGUGGAGCCACACUGCACAGUUUUCUGUGUUACCACCAUGAAUGUCCCCUUAGCUCCUAAAAAUCAGAAAAGGGCCAUUCAGGGGUAGCCUCUUUUCCAGAUGUGAGACAGCCUAUGAUACAGGGAUAAGGCUUGUCUUUUUUUUUUUUUUUUUUUCCAGAGCUGAGGAUCGAACCCAGGGCCUUGGGCUUUCUAGGCAAGCGCUCUACCACUGAGCUAAAUCCCCAACCCCAAGGCUUGUCUUUUGGGGACAGAAUGACUUAACAUUAAUGUCUUCCCCAUCCUGGUUUCUUAGCCCACUGAGUCCCCAGUAGCAGUGGGUUUUGAUGCAGCCGCAGAUGUUAAAACCUUUCAACCCUGCUCAGAGACUCAACCUGAUUUGGAGACACAGGAUAAUCCUUCAAGGGUCACCACACUUGAACUCAGAGCGCCCUAAUUUCUAUGAUACUGGAAGACAAGAGGGGGUGUGGAGCAUUAGCAGUUCCAAGAAAUAGCCGCUUUAGCCCCUCCCACCCCAUCUUACCUCCAAGGAAACCAUUUGUUGCUGUGCUUAGAGCUUCUGGGGCUCCAAAUCUAACGUUCAUUGUCUUUUUCUCUCCCUUCCUUUCCCCUCUUCCCCUCCUGUCUGUCUGUCAUUUUUCCUUUCCCUUCCCUUUCUUUCCUUGACAAGAUUUCAAGUAGCCUAGGCUGGCUUCAAACUUAGCAAGGAUCCUCCUGCCUUGAGUUCUGGUACUACAGAUGCGCACCACCAUGCCAGUCUCUUCAGUGCUAGGGACUAAAUUCAGGGCGAGGCAUUAUGUCAGUAUGUCAGGCAAGCAGUCUAACAACUGCAUUACGUCCUUAGCCCCUAUGUAUAUUUAACUCUGUAAAUCUUUUUUUUUUUUUUCAAGACAAGGAUUCUCUGUGUAGCCCUGGCUGUCCUGGAAGUUACUCUGUAGACCAGGCUGGUCUCGAACUCAGAAAUCCGCCUGCCUCUGCCUCCCAAGUGCUGGGAUCAAAGGCGGGUGCCACCACUGCCCGGCUGUAAUUCUUUUUAUUAUCCUUUUUGAUUCAGACUACAGGAACAGGACUGGGGUGUAGCUCAGUGGUAGAGUACUUGUCUAGAAUGUGCAAGACACUGGGUUCAGUCUCCAACACUGCAAGACAAAAGCAAAACACGAUUGUAUAGAAGUACAGAAAUGGUAGAGGUGGGGGUGGGGAAUGCUUAAUGGGUCCAAAGUUUGUCUUGUAAGACAAAAGAGUCGGGCUGGAUGGUGGUAAGCUGGUUACACAACAUUCUGAAUGUUUUUUAAGCCAUUGUCCUGUACUCUGAGUGUGAUUUAUUUCCAGCACCUGGGAGGCAGGGACAAGUGUGUCUCUGUCGGUUUAAGCCAAUCUGAUCUCUACAUAGCUCUAAGAUACCUAGGACUACAUAGAGAGAUCCUGUCCCAAAAGUAAAACAAAGACAAGAAAAGUGGUUAAGAUAGUACAGUUUCAGACUGGUGAGAUGGCUCAGCAGUUAAGAGCAUUGACUGCUCUUCCAGAAGUCAUGAGUUCAAACCCCAGCAACCACAUGGUGGCUCACAACCAUCCAUAAUGAGAAACAAACAAACAAACAAACAAAAUCCUAUAGGCCAGAGCAAGAUGGAGAAGGGAAGGUGGGAAAGAAAAAAUUAAAAAAAAAAUAGUUUCUUGUUGUUGUUUUGAGACAAUCUCCUGUAGCGUAACCUGAUCUUGUUUGUUUGUGAGCUAGGGUAGGUCUCACUAUGUAGACCAGGCUGGCAUAGGACUCACAGAGAUCUGUCUGUUUCUGUUUCAGUUGCUGGGAUCAAAGGCACGAACUACCAGACUUUGUAAAAGAAUUAUCUUGUAGUGCUAUCAAAUACUUGGGGAUGGAAGAACGCAGUGGAUGGUGUUCUCCUCAGAGGAGCCUGGCAGAGUGUGUGGGCCAUGCCUGGUGUAAGAUAGGCUUCAGCUGUUGAAACUGAAAUGUACAUUUUUCAAGGUCUUAGACUAUUUGACCUGAUUUUGUGUAUGUUGAAAAUCCCACAUAAUAAGCCAGGCAGUGGUGGUGCACACGUGUAAUCCCAGCAACUAGGAAGCAAAGGCAGGGAUUUCUGAGUUUGAGGCCGACCUGGUCUACAGAGUGAGUUCCAGGACAGCCAGGGCUACACAGAGAAACCCUGUCUCGGAAAAAAAGAAAGAAAAAGAUGGAAAUCUAUAGGAGAAAAUUUUCUGUAUAUUGUUGAAUUAAUAGUAACAGAAAUCAUACUUUGCAGGACAUGGUGGCACACUGCUUGAACCCCAGUGCUUAGAAGGUCAACUGGAGCUAUAGAUGAGACCCUCUGUCAAGAAACAACUGAACAAAAUACACAGCUGGAGACAUCUAUUCAGCAUACAAGACAGGAUUGGGAGACCAGAUGUCAGGGACAUAUAUUACAGCGGGCAGGGCGUUCCUUGUCAUUAGCUGUACUAAGUGUAAGUGGACCUGGAGUCCAGCUUGACCUAACACAAUGCCCUCUCCACCAGGUAUAUGCAGUACCUCCAGGAUAGACUGUCAGGCCCUGGGACGGCCUCGCUGGGUUUAUAUUGCGAUUAGAUUCCUGGAAAGACCAGCACAAGGGAGUACAUCAGGUUGAACCAGCCUUGAAGUCCACACCCAUGUCUUCGGGUGUGUCUUAUUUUUGUCCCUCCUCCUUCUCUUAACCUUUGUGCUCAGUAGGCUUAUAUUCCAAGUAUUAAUUAAACCCCAACUCUACUUAAUAUAAAAAACAAAAGAAACAAAAAAUCCCAGACCUCCUUCUCCAGGGUCUAGUCAAAUCAGUGUAGUACUCACCCCUUGUCAAGGAAAUUAAUUUUUUUGUAAUGGAUGGAGAUCAUUACAAACAACCACAACCAAUGAUAAUGUAGAGUGUGGAGCUCUAUUCCAAUAUAUAUAUAAUAUACAUGCUAUAUAUGUUAUAUAAAUAUAACUCCUCAGCUAAGGCUAAGGAAACACUGCAGAUUGUUGUGAGCCACCACAUGGUCCUGGAAGCCAAACCCAUGUCCUCUAUAAGAGUGGCGAAUGCUCCAGCCCCAUGAGAUCCUUUUUUAAAAGGCAGAAUGUUGUUAAAGUGGGCAUAAGGAUAUCAUAUGGGUCAGCUGUUUCAUUCUCAAACCAUGUAACUGAGGAUUGAGACUAAAGCCCUUGUCCGGCAGUGGUGGCACAUGCCUUUAAUCCCAGCACUUGGGAGGCAGAGGCAGGUAGAUUUCUUAGUUCGAGGCCAGCCUGGUCUACAGUGUGUUCCAGGAUGGGCAGGACUAUACAGAGAAACCCUGUCUUGAACCACUCCCCACCCUACACCCCACCCCCAAAUAAAACCCUUACAUUUAUGUCAAACAACUUUAAAAAAAAAUUAUGUCCGGGACUGGAGAAAUGGCUCAGCGGUUAAGAGCACUGACUGUGUUCAAUUCACAGCAACCACAUGGUGGCUCACAACCAUCUGUAAUGGAGUCUGAUGCCCUCUGAUAGUACUGGGAGACCAGAUGUAAAGGACACAUUAUAGCAGGCAGGACUCUCCUUGUCAUUAGCUGUACUAAGUGUAAAUGGACCCUGUCUGAAGACAGCUACAGUGUAUUCACAUGUAUCAAAUCUUUUUUUAUUUUUUUAAAUUUUUAAAAUUUUUAAUCUUUUGUUUUUCGAGACCGGGUUUCUCUGUGUAGCCCUGGCUGUCCUGGAACUCACUCUGUAGACCAGGCUGGCCUCAAACUCAGAAAUCCACCUGCCUCUACCUCCAAAGUGCGUGCGCCACCAUGCCUGGCUUCAAAUUUUUUUUUUAAUGCCUUUUCAUUUUUUUAAAAAUAUUUUUAUUAGGAAUUUUCCUCAUUUACAUUUCCAAUGCUAUCCCAAAAGUCCCCCAUACCCUCCCCCCCCAAAUCUUUUUUUUUUUUUUAAAUUAGGUCUUACUGUGUAGCCCAGGGUGACCUUGAAUUUGUAAUCUGCAGGUCUCUACCUCCUGAGUGCUGGGAUUAAAAAGUGUGCCACCACACUUGGCUUCCUUAACAUUUGGCAGUGUGACAGGGACAUUAUCCGUGGCAAUGGAAACGAGAGCGACAGAGUCCUGUGACAAGUGCUACUCUAGCCUCAAAUGCACACCCGCGUCCAACACACACACACACAGACAGGAGAACAUGGACAUAGGCGACUUUUAGAAAUAAGUAGCAUAGAAUGAGGCAUGUUGAUGCAGAACACAGGCUGGGGAGAAGGCCUUUAGGUAAAGCUCUUGUCCUAUGUGCUGGCACAUGUUUUGUCAACUUGGAGCAGUAGGAGUCACUUGAGAAGACCCUCAGUUCAGGCAAUGCCCCCACCAGGCUGGCCCGUGGGACAUUUCUUUGAUUGAUGGUGCGGGAGGGAUCAGUUCACUUUGGGUGGUGUUGAGCCUGAGCGGGUAGUUCUGAAUGGCGGUAAGAGAGCAGGUUGAGCAAGCCUGUGAGCGGCGGUGGUCCUCCACAGCCUCUGCUUCAGUCCUUGCCUCCAGGAUCCCGCCCUGACUUCUCUGGAUGACGGACUAUAAGCUGGAAGGCGAAAUAAACCCUUCCCUCCCCAA